This is a messenger RNA of Acinonyx jubatus (cheetah), 5149 nucleotides long. RefSeq names its product ral guanine nucleotide dissociation stimulator like 3 (gene RGL3). NCBI's taxonomy places the organism in Eukaryota, Metazoa, Chordata, Mammalia, Carnivora, Felidae. The transcript has 19 exons. Gene Ontology annotation, molecular function: guanyl-nucleotide exchange factor activity. The record is from RefSeq and is a predicted model, not a curated record. Gene Ontology annotation, biological process: Ras protein signal transduction; positive regulation of GTPase activity. Gene Ontology annotation, cellular component: plasma membrane. The coding region runs from base 151 to 2286 and encodes 711 amino acids.
GGGCAUCCGAGAGCCGUGGGUCCUGCCCCGCCCCUGCACGGCCAGGUCGCCCCGCCCUGCCCCACGGGCCCCAACGCCCGGCCACUGCCCGCCGCCCGUCGGCCCUUCCGCCUCACUCAGCCGCGCCGUGGAGCCGGACGGGCACUGGCCAUGGAUCGGACAGCGGGCAAGGACCUCGCCCUGGCGCCGCUGCAGGACUGGGGCGAGGAGACCGAGGAAGGAGCGGUGUUCAGCGUGUCCUUACGUCGGCAGCUCAGUCAGCGCUCGAGCCCAAGGGAAGGGCCUGGGGGCAGCCAGGCCUCCAGCCCCGCUGUGGACGCCUUCCUCCAUUACCGCACGAGCAAGGUGCGGGCGCUGAGGGCCGCGAGGCUGGAGCGGCUGGUGGGGGAAUUGGUGUCUGGAGACCACGAGCAGGACCCGGGCUUCGUGCCUGCCUUCCUGGCCACCCACAGGGCCUUUGUAUCCACUGCCCGUGUGCUGGGCCUUCUCCUGCCACCACCGCCACCACCCCUGCCUCCAGGGACAGAGAUCAAGGAGACAGAGGCAGGAGGUCUGCCCGUCAACAAGAACUUAAGGGCUGUGGUGUCCGUGCUGGGCUCCUGGCUGCGGGAUCACCCUCAGGAUUUCCGGGCUCCCCCUGCCCACUCGGACCUAGGCAGCGUCUGCACCUUUCUGGGCUGGGCGGCCCCAGCAGGGCCCGAGGCCUGGGAGGCAGAGAAGCUACUGGGAGAUUUCCUGGAAGAGGACGAGCGAAAGCAGGAAGACGAGGAGCAGCCUGAGGCGUGGACAGUACCUCCUGGAGCUACCCAGACCCCACGCCCAGACUCCCCAGAAGGCUGCUGGGAAGAGGAGGAAGCAGUGGCGCGGGAAGGCCCUGAGCUCCUAGACUUCAGUGUAGACGAAGUGGCCGAGCAGCUGACCCUGAUGGAUGUGGAGCUCUUUUCUCGGGUGCGGCCCUGCGAGUGCCUGGGCUCCGUGUGGUCACAGCGAGACCGUCCAGGGGCCGCAGGUACUGCCCCCACUGUGCGAGCCACUGUGACCCAGUUCAACAUGGUGAUCGGUUGCGUGCUGGGCUCCGUGCUCGGAGCGCAGGGCCUGGCCGCCCCACAGAGGGCGCAGCGGCUGGAGAAGUGGAUCCGCAUCGCCCAGCGCUGCCGCGAACUGAGGAACUUCUCCUCCCUGCGCGCCAUACUGUCAGCCCUGCAGUCUAACCCCAUCUACCGCCUCAAGCGGAGCUGGGGCGCCGUUAGCCGGGAACGGUUAUCCACUUUCAGAAAACUCUCGCAGAUUUUCUCCGAUGAGAACAACCACCUCAGCAGUAGAGAAAUUCUUUCCCAGGAGGAGGCCACCGAGGGCCCCCAAGAGGAGGACCCCCUCCCAGGAAGCCCGCCCCCAAAACUGCCCCCAGGCCCUGUCCCUUACCUUGGCACCUUUCUCACGGACCUGGUUAUGCUGGACACAGCCCUGCCGGACAUGCUGGAGGGGGAUCUCAUCAACUUUGAGAAGAGGAGGAAGGAGUGGGAGAUCCUGGCCCACAUCCAGCAGCUGCAGAAGCGCUGUCGGAACUACUGCCUGAGUCCCCGCCCACCCAUCCUGGUGGCCCUGCGUGCCCAGCGCCAGCUCAGCGAGGAGCAGAGCUACCAUGUCUCCCGUGUCAUUGAGCCGCCAGCUGCCUCCUGCCCCAGCUCCCCACGCAUCCGACGGCGCCUCAGCCUCACCAAGCGCCUCAGUGCAAAGCUGUCCCGAGAGAAGGGCUCAUCCCCUGGUGGGAGUCCUGGGGACCCCUCGUCCCCCACCUCCAGUCUUUCCCCAGGGUCCCCACCAUCUAGUCCUAGAACCAGAGACCCUCCUCCUGGCAGUCCCCCGGCCUCUCCAGGGCCCCAGAGCCCCACCACCAAGCUGCCCCUGAGCCCAGACCUGGCAGGCCCCCGGCCCUUGUCUUUGCCUCUGAGCAGCUCUCACAUCUCCUUACCGGGGCAGCAGGGAUCAGAGGCUCGAGUCAUCCGCGUCAGCAUUGACAAUGACCACGGGAACCUGUAUCGGAGCAUCUUGCUCACCAGUCAGGACAAGGCCCCCAGCGUGGUGCAGCGAGCCCUGCAAAAGCACAAUGUGGCCGAGCCCUGGGCCCGUGACUACCAGCUUUUCCAAGUCCUUCCGGGGGACAGGGAGCUGCCGAUUCCUGACAACGCCAAUGUCUUCUAUGCAAUGAGUCCAGCCGCCCCUAGAGACUUUGUGCUGCGGCGGAAGGACGGGGCCCGGCACACAGCUACCAUCUCCUCGACCUGAGGGGGCCCUUUUCUCCCUCUAGGGGCCUGGUCCCUGCCACCAUGGAUGUGGGGAGAGGCCUCCUCUCCCAGAAAAGUCCCAUUCCCCAAUAAAGCCAUUGUGCUCUGUACCGUGUGACCCCCACCCCCCAUGCCCAACUCCAUCAAAUGCCAUCUCUCUGACACUCCUGGUACUUGAUUCUUAUUCCAAAGCCAUCAGCCCAUGAGUGGCCGGAUGAAGAGUUUCAUCCCAUAAACAUAGAAGGCAGGUGGGGCACGGAUGGGGGCAGGGGGGUCAGACCUUUCCCCAGAGAAAUCGGACAACCGGGGGGGACGGAAGUGGAUGAAAACAGUGCCCAAGGUUAUGAAACAGGAGAUGGGUCUUGUCUGUUCUGUGCCUCGUGUUCUCUCUUGAUCAAGAUCAAAAUUAAAAAACAAAAACUGAAAAAAACCCCAACGGCCUCAUGAAAGGGUCUGGGCGAGACAUGAUCGGAUGCCGGAGGGGGAGGGGCUGUCACACACGCAGGGGGCGGGACUCCCCAACAUUUAGGGGGGCGAUACGCUGCUUUUCCGCCAUGGGUGUGGGAGACUGAAGAAGUCAAGUUCCACUGGCAUCUGAGACAAACAACAUCAUCACCCUUAAGUCAAUGGGGUGUGAGGAUGAGAGGGGUACCCUGUCUCUCUGUGCUGGGGUAGGAAGAAGAAACAGAACAGGUAGAGAUAAAGGGACCCAUAAGGCCACCUGCAACACAGUCGUAACAACAGAAACAACUACAUUCAUUUUUUUGUAAGUUUAUUUAUUUAUUUAGAGAGUGUGUGGUGGGGACGGGCAGAGAGAGAGAGAGAGAGAGAGGGAGAGAGAGAAUCCCAAGCAGGCUCUGUGCUGAGUGCGAUGCGGGGCUCGGAACCUGACUCGGGGCUUGAACUCAUGAACUGCAGGAUCAUGUCCCGGAGCCGAAGUUGGACGCUUAACCGACUGAGCCACCCAGGUGCCCGCCACAACCGCAUUCUUAGCAAUAGUGUGUUCACGUAGGAACUUCUACUCCAUGCUGUACAUCAACUAGGGGCUUUAUAUAUCUCACUGUUAAUCAGGGUUCUUUGUGCUUCGAGUGUUCAGAAACCCAAUUCAAACAGACAUGCAAAACGGGAAACGAAUGGCUCGUGUAUUCGAAAAGUUCAGUUGAGUCCAGCGUCAGUCACCGUUGGAUCCAGGGAUUCCAAACAUAUCAGGAUUUUGUUGUGGUCUUUGGGCUCUGAUUUGCUGAGGGGACUGUACCCUCCCCCCCCCCCCCCCCCCCCGCCAAAUCUAGCCACCAUCUGUGGGAAUAGAGCAACCACUGAUUUUUAGCUGGCCACCCAGAGUAGAAAACACAUUUCCAGUCUCCCUUGCAGCAAAGUGUGGUCAUGUGACUAAGUCUUGACCAAUGGGAUGUGAGCAAAUUUUAGUCCGGGUUUAAGGCCUGUGUCCUCCCCUUCCCUCUUUUCUAACCCCCCCCCCCCCCCCCCCCCGCCCCGCACUGGUUAGAAUGAAGCAGUGGAGUGGAUCAUCUUGGAUUGAGGGGGGUUCAUGUUCUUUGAAUAACUGAGCAACAAACUUGAAAGUGCCUGGCCCUCUUAGACCAGGGUGCAGCCAUAUUGUGCCGCUACUUGGAUUGUUCCAUAGAGAGAAAUAGAUGUAUAUCUUACUUAAGCCACUAUUAUUUGGGUCUGUUACAGUAGCCAAAAUAGCAUCUAAUUAAUAUAGCCCCACUGCAAGGCAGGCUCACACCUUCCCAUGCAAGGAGAGCCCCUCCCUUCCAUCAGGUCAAGCAAAAGUCCCAGAACAGAUGCCCAUUGGACCAACUCAUGUCACGUGGCCACCCCUGCACCAAUCACUGUGCUCAGAGAAAUGUUAAUAGGCAGAUUGUCCAGGUCUGGGUCCUGUGCCCAUGCUUUGAGCCAGAAGAGCAACUUCAGAUCACAAAGACUAGAGCCUGGAAGGGCGCAUACAUGGAAAUUACAUUUGAGUACUGUUACUAGGGGAAGGGUGGCUCAGUAGAUUAAGCAUCAGACUCUUGAUUUUGGCUCAGAUCAUGAAUGUAUGGUUCGUGAGUUCGAGCCCUGGGUCGGGCUGUCUGCUGUCAGGGGCAAGCCCACUUUGGAUCCUCUGCUUUGUCUCCUUCACUCUCUGCCCCGCCUUCCCUCUCUCUCUCUCAAAAAUAAAAUAAAAUAAAUAAACAACAACAACAACAAAAAGGAGAACCUAAGCAUCACGUACCAUCUGGGAAAAGACCAAUUACAGAACAGAACAUGCUAUUUUGCAGGCUUUUGUUGUUGUGGCUAUGAAUAUUAAGACCAUAGGACCAGUCAGACGUAAGUAACAGUAUCCUUCUUGAAAUAGCUUAAGCAAAUAAUAAUUGCUACGUAAUGUAAUAUGUCAGUUAUAUUUCAAUAAAAUAACUUAUUUUUACUGAGGGCUUACUAUGUACUGUCCUAAGAACUUUACCUAAUUGAUCUCACUAAAUCCUGAUACUAGCUUUAUGGAAUAGCAUACAUUCCAUAUGUCUAUUUUAUACAUGAAGAACUGAGCCUAGUGAGGAUUAAGUAAUUUAUCCAAGGUGGCAAGGUUGGGGCUCAAACCUGAAUGAUGUGUGAUGUGCCAGAACACAUGCCCUCCCUUAAACACUGGGUUACUGGGGCGCCUGUGUGGCUCGGUCGGUUAAGCAUCCGACUUCGGCUCAGGUCAUGAUCUCACGGUCCGUGAGUUCGAGCCCCGCGUCGGGCUCUGUGCUGACAGCUCAGGAGCCUGUUUCCGAUUCUGUGUCUCCCUCUCUCUCUGCCCCUCGCCUGUUCAUGCUCUGUCUCUCUCUGUCUCAAAAAUAAAUAAACGUUAAAAAAACUUUUUU